AUGAAGAAAAAAACAGACAGAAUUUUCGAUUUAAAAAAAAAGUGUGAAAUUCUGAUAGAGCACUUCUCUCAAAAAUUCGUUCUUGUUACAGACGUUUUCAACUUAGUGCCCACCAUCACAAAACUGAUGCUAUCGUACAACAAGAUCUACUUCAUUGCGAGUGGAGCCUUUUCCGAUAUGAUCUCGCUCGAAGAGAUCGACUUGGGCGGCAAUAAGCUCACAUACUGGAACCGCGAAUGGUUCCAAAACUGCCCCAACCUACAGGAUAUCAGUUUCUUCGGCAACAAAUUCUCCACUAUCCCGAGAAGAGCGUUUGUAUCGCUGCCGAAGCUCAGUGUCAUCACAUUCGGAGGAAACAAGAUCGCCACCAUCAAACCUGGUGCCUUCCAAAACUUGAAAAACCUAACUGGUCUAAACUUGGAACACAACGGGCUUACAGUGCUCGAUGAACGAGCGUUCCCCAACAGAAUAUAUAUCAAGAGUCUGUAUAUCAAUAACAACCAUCUCAACUACUUGUCAAGCAAGCUGUUGAGGAAGUUAUAUGUUAGAGAAAUCAUCAUGGAUGAGAACCCCUGGAAGUGUCCGUGUCUGCAGCGGAUACACGACUGGCUGUACUUUGGCAGCGGCAGCGUAAAGGCAUCAGUGCAUCCCUGUAGAACACCUUACGACCCGAUUUGCGUAGUUUCUCUGGGUAACGCAUGUCAAGAAAGUGUCGAAGAAAUUAUGACGCAAAGGUACAUCAGAGUUAUGAGGAAUUUGACUAAGCCGUUGUGGGCAGCUUGUGUAUCUAUGUUCUCUUAGAUUGAAGUACAAUAUACGCGAAGGUACACCGUACAAAUGAGAAAUUUGACUGAGCCGUGGGGGAAAGUUCCUGUAUUUUUCUUCUCUUAGGCAGAAGAACAAUAUACGUGAAGGUACGGCACAUGAUCCAUUCAACUGAGCCGUUGAGGAACGCUUGUGUCUUUAUUUUCUGUCAGAUAGAAGAACAGUAUACGCGAGUGAAUAUCGGGCAUAUGGACUGAGCUGUUAGGGAAAGCUUGUGUGUUUUUCACUCAGACUGGAGUACAAUAUACGCGAAGGUACAUCGGACAUUGACUUAGCCUUCGGAGCAAGCUUGCGUUUUAUGCAAAUUUGUGGGAAGACUUGAGUCAGUCGGAAAGUUAUCAAGAUACAGAGGUGCUUGACCAGUAAGAAUUGGGAAUUCACGAAUUCCACUCUAUAUCUCAAAUAGGAACUAAGAAGACGGCUUCUUCGUCUUCCACAAAAAGUAUGACCGUACUGAAUGCAUGCAAGUAUCGAAAAUUGGGUACAAUCUGUGUACCAAUUUUCAAACUAAUACUGAUAAACAUUAUUCCCGAUAUCACAUAUAACAAAUAAAAUCGUUGAAGAGUAAUUUGGUAUUGGGUAUCAAAAUGUAAAUUCGGAUCUGUUUGUCGUACCCUAUCUAUUUUCUCUCCCAAAACAACAUCCUAAUAAUAGAAUUAUAGUAAUUAGGAGCUCAACGAUUAUCACCUUGUAAAAUCCUAGUGAUGAAAAGGAUAAUUAAAAACAUAGAUAAGAGAAUACAAACAGACGGACUAUUGUGCUGUGAUGCCAUCAUAUGUUGGGGGUAGGAAAAGAGCAUAGAACUGUUGGAAUUUCGAAUAUAAAGAAUUCUUCAUUUAUUUUCUCAUGGAUUAUGGAUCAUUGAAUGCUGUGAUUAUGUUGUUGAUGAUGAAUGUUCUGCAAGUUAUUCAGACACACCACACAGACUAUCGUACAAACGUCAACCAUCAAGUAAUAUU
Messenger RNA from Phaedon cochleariae (mustard beetle), 1784 nucleotides. The record is from the annotation of a GenBank genome assembly. Lineage: Eukaryota; Metazoa; Arthropoda; Insecta; Coleoptera; Chrysomelidae.